Macrosiphum euphorbiae (potato aphid) is the source of this 4161-nucleotide messenger RNA. The record is from the annotation of a GenBank genome assembly. NCBI's taxonomy places the organism in Eukaryota, Metazoa, Arthropoda, Insecta, Hemiptera, Aphididae.
AUGCAUUAUCAAAAUUUUAAUGAUUUUGAUAUCGAGUCAAGUUUUCAAGAAGAUGAGAAUGUUGUCAUUGACAAACCUUUUAUUCCAGCCAAACAUCCAAAAUCAACAUCUCCGCCGCCAGUACGUUCAACGUUUAAGGCACCCUCUGAUUUAUCUCGAGAAGAGCAGUUGUUAUCUACAGUUGUUCACUUGGAUAAUGGCACAACCGGGUAUUUAAUAACUUUAAACAAAACAACAGGAUCAUGGUCAUGUCACGCUUGUUAUCCAUUCAAAGUUCCAUCUUUGUCAUUGCUCGAAGAACAUUUAACCAACAAAAUGCAUUUAUUAGAAAUGGGAAAAUCUUGUUUUCCGGCAAAAAAUUUUAUCAGAGCAUGUUCAGAGACUGGGAUAAGUGUGGGUAUGCCAUCAAUGGUAUCGGGUGAACCAAUACCACCAGGAAUGGAAGAUGAAGUGGAUAAUGUGUUAGCCCGUAUUCAAGCUACACUGGAUUCAAUUUUUAUACCAUUAAUAGGCAUAGAAUUUAUUCUUGAAUUAUUGCCAUCUGAACCAACUGAAGAACCUAGGUACAUGUGUGCAUUAUGUGACAAACGAGGUGAUCCAAGAACUUUUCCUAAUCACUUGCGAAGCUUUAAUCAUCACAUGGCAUAUUUGCGAAGAUAUUUUAGAUCAUUGGCUAGUGCAUUGGAAAAAUUAAACAAAGUGUCUUCUAAAGGAUUUCAAGAAUUAGUAUUCCAUGUUAUUGGGAAAAUAGAAGAAACUUAUGGCCGAAUGAAACCAAUAGUGGUUGAUGCAAGUCUAUUUGAUUUAUCUACUGAAAAAAUAAAAAUCUUAAGACAAGUAAAUAAUGGAAAACAUAUCAUGGAAAAUCCAGAAGAUCUAUGGAUGUUAGAUAUGAUUAAGUCAGAAUUUGUUGAAAAUCCUUCACUGUUACAAGAAAAAUUUCCUUUAAAAAAAGUAACCGAGAAAAAUAAACGUGAUGAAGAAGAAAAACAAAAGGCUAUUAAAGCUGAAACGACAUUUAAUAAAAAUCCAAGAAUCGCUGUUAAUAAAUCCCAAUUACGCCCAAAGAAUGAUAAAGAAGAAAGUGAUUCUGAUAUAGAAUUUGUUGAUAUUAAACCAAAUACUGAUUUUAAACCAAGAAAGCGUAUAUCAAGUAGAGAUUCUAAAGAUAGAAGACGUAGAUCACCACCUAGAAGACAUCGCCGUUCAAGGAGUCCAGUACGUCAUAAAUCACGUACACGUUCAAAAACACCUGUAAUGGUUAGACCAAGAUCUCGUUCACGUUCUCUUGGACGUUCUCGUUCAAGAUCUCGUUCACCUUAUUACAACCGUAAUAAUAAAUACUCUAGUCAUCGAAGGCGUUAUAGAAGCAGAGAAAGAGAUGAAUCAUACAGAAGACAAAUAUCCCCUUCACCAAAUGUGCAUCAUAUGCACUCUAUGUCGGGUUAUGUCUCAGGACAUCCACAUCCUAGAAUGUUUUAUGCUGCACCUUAUAUGUCUUUCCCAAGGCCAUUUAUGAGGUUCCCUCCACCUAGUAGACCUAGGUUCUACUCUCCAGAUAUGUAUUCAGCUGAAUAUCAUACAGAAAAAGAAAGAAAUUCAAGUAAAAGAAAAAGAUUAAUACAAGAAUACGAAAAAGCUGUAGAAGAAAUGAAAAUUGAAAUGGAGAAAAAGUUAAGUUAUCAUGAAAAAAACCCUGAAAAUCAUCCAUUAUAUCCAGACGAAUGGAAAAAGUUUUGGAAUAGACGUUUCAAAGAAUUGCAAAUGGAGGGUAAAGAUCCAAAUACUUACGAUUUUAAACCAGAAUGGAUCCUUUCAUGGAGUAAACGUACACAGGAAAUGCAUGAUGAAGAAAUUAAUGAAAAGAUGGAAAAACUGAAAAGUAAAAUACUGGGUGAUAUUAAUAUGGAUAAAAGUUCUUCUGAAUCACCUUCCAGAGAUUCUCCUCCUUUAAAAGAUAAAAAGUUGAUAAUUGAUUCAAAACAUAGUUGGCAUAAUAUUCCGGUAUCAGAAGUGUUCGAAAAAGACUCUGAUAUUGUUAUUAACAAACCAUCUAACGAUAAAAAACCUAGGGUUGCAGGAGCGUCUCCUAUUAAUUCAGAUUCAGAAGAUUCGAUAAAUGAAAUCAACGAUAAUAAUAAACCCAGGGAAAAAAUUAAAAUUGAAAAUCCAUUAAAUGUUAUUACUGUUUUAAGACAAUUGAGUGUAUUGGAAAGUCAAUUAGGUUUAUUAGCACCGAAAAUAGUUGAUUUGUUGUCUAAAGGUCUUGUAAUGGAAAAAAUUGAACCCAAAUCCUCAAUUAAGUUGCUGACUCCAGACAAUUGUGUGAUGUUUGAAACAGUAAAGGAAAAACUCAAAGGACAACUUUUAGCAGGUGUUGUCAAAAGGAGUUUAGUAAAUGCUACUAUGUUCUCUAUUCGCAACAUUGAAAAAUUAAUGCAGUUAGCCCCUAAGUUUAUACCGACGUCAAGCAUGUUAAAUUCUACACCUACAUCCAUACCCACGCCUGUACCCACACCUAUACAUGCACCCAUACCUAUACCUAAAACUGCUCCAAUUAUAGUGCCUGGAGUUGGUGUUAUUGAUAAAAUGGCUAUUGCGCAGCAAAUAACUCAAGCAUUACUAGCACAAGGUAGAGUAGAUGUGUCACAAAACGAUUUAGAAACUCUCAUAAACGCUGUGGUAGGUAUGGCACAGUCCGGAGAUAAUAUUCAAGGAGCCAAGAACUUAUUAGCAAAUAUAAAUAACGGCGAUGUGAUGAAAACUGCUUAUGAAGAAGUUAAUAAGAAGGAAGAAGUUGAAAAGAUUAAUUUAGACCAAUUAUCUCAGGGUGACAUAAUUAACUUAUUGAAGAAUUUCAGAGAUUUGAAUACUGAUGAACAAGAUGGACUUAUAACUUAUUUAAAAAAAUUGGGUGAAAAAAAACCAGAAGAGGUGAAAAAAUUGAGAAAGUACAUAGACAUGGGACCAUCUAACUUAAAAGAAGUUUCUUCUAUGUUUAAAGAAGAUGAUGAUGAUGAUGAUGAUAAUUAUGAACUAUCAGAAGUUUGUAAGGCUGUUACAGAAAAAGUUAGUGAACAGAAAGACGAAGAUGUGAACAACAUGACCGUUAAUUUUGAAAUCACCGAAGAACAGCAGAAACUUUUAAGUAGUAUAAAACAUUUUUUACCAGAAAUAAAAUCGGAUUACAGUUUGGAACCUACCAACACUCAAAUGCAAACCACUCCUGACCAAUCAUUUUAUAAAAGUCCUGACAAUGAACCUCAUACCACUUCAUAUUCUUUAGAUCCAUAUUCAGCUAAAAAAAGUGAAACUAAUUAUUCUCCACAACCAUCAACUUCCACUACAUUUUUAACAGACCAACCUGAAAAAUACAAUGUUCCCCAAGAAAAGCCUAGUAAAUACAACAAACCUCAAGAACAGCCUAAUAAAUACAGUAAAACACAAGAUCAGCUUAAAAAAUACAAUAAAAAGCAAGAACAACCCAGUAAGUAUAAUUUACCUCAAGAACCACCUAAUAAAUAUCCUAUGUCACAAGAACAACCCAGUAAAUAUAAUAUAUCACAAGAGCCACCUAAUAAAUACAAUAUAUCUCAAGAGUUGCCUAAUAAAUAUAAUGUAUCUCAAGAGCCAACUAAUAAAUAUGUAUCUCAAGACCCACCUAAUAAAUAUAUGUCUCAAGACCUUCCCAAUAAAUACAGUGUAUCUCAAGAGCCACCAAAUAAAUACACUGUAUCUCAAGAGCCACCAAAUAAAUAUAAUAUACCGCAAGAGGAACCUAAUGAAUAUAAUAUACCGCAAGAGGAACCUAAUGAAUAUAAUACUGAAGAACAAUCUAAUGAGUACAAUAUAUCUCCAGAGAAACCUGAUCCGUAUUCAGCUAACCAAGUAGAUAAUUACAAUGAUCCUUACUCACAAAAUCGGAGUAACAAUUAUUACCAAGGGCAACAACAGGAUUUUUAUAAUAAUUAUCAUCAAAAUACUUCCAGUUAUUAUAAAGGUAAAAAAACAUAUAAAACUAAUAAUACUUAUCCAGAGACAUACCAACCGCCUAGAGUAACUAAUAAUACUUAUCCUGACACAUACCAAACGCCUAGAGAAAAUAAUAGAAAUAAUCGAUUCAAUCGUGGGCAAAAUAAUCGAUUUCAAGGCAGACGGUAA